Molecule: messenger RNA, 3569 nt
Organism: Trichomycterus rosablanca
Lineage: Eukaryota; Metazoa; Chordata; Actinopteri; Siluriformes; Trichomycteridae
Product: ral guanine nucleotide dissociation stimulator-like 1
Exons: 17
Coding region: 293-2434 (713 amino acids)
Biological process (GO): Ras protein signal transduction; positive regulation of GTPase activity
Cellular component (GO): plasma membrane
Molecular function (GO): guanyl-nucleotide exchange factor activity
Source: RefSeq, a predicted model, not a curated record
UGUACUGAUUUAUUUAUAAGCAAUAACAAACACACGGCUUACUGUUAUCCUAAAACAAGAUUUUAUAGCGUCUUAAUACUGAACCGAGCUCAACUUAAUGUGAACGGAUAGAAAAAACUUGAAAACCUUCUACAGUGGUUCUUUACAGUAGUUCUUUACAGUAGUUCUGUACAGUGCUUUUCGUCUAUAUGGGUCUAUAUUCGUCUUUCUGUCAGCUGCUGUAUUAAAACAUCGAGAUAUCAACAUGGAGAGAGUUACAUGGUAGGAUUUACAAGCCACUUUGCUGUCAGGAAUGGGAAAAUGGGAGUUAACCAUGGAUCCAGUGCAGGAGUGGGGUGAGGAGUUUGAGGAUGAUGCCGUGUUUGGGAUCACACUGCGCAGAGAGCGCGUGCAGCGGUCUAGUAACCCGGCCGAGGCCUGCCCCUGCUCCGCGUACGUCCAGUACCGCACAUCUAAAGUGCGACGGCUUAAAGCGGCCACACUGAACCGGGUAAUAAAUCACCUGCUGGAUCCCAGAUGCCAGGAGCAGGAAUACGGGAGGAUACUACUGUCUACAUAUCGCACUUUCAUCAGCACCAACAGACUCAUUGAGAUGCUUUUCCAAAGGGACAGCUUUGAGUCUAAGCUGGACAACAGCGAGUGUCAUAAAAGCACUCUGUGGACUUUGCUACACACCUGGCUGGAAGAGUUCGGUGAGGAUUUUAGGGACUCUCCGAUGCAUUCAUCCUUGCGCUUAAUGUGCCUGCAGCUGAGACAACAUCCAUUUCUUUCUGCCUUGGCCAAGCGCUAUGAGGAUCUACUGAAGAGAUUCCAAGCCGAAGAUAUUGUAAAUAAAGAACAAGCUUGUGGGAAGGAGGACCCAGAGGUAAAUCAAGAAGAAAACGAUGUGGAAUUAGAGGAUUCAGACUUUAUGGACUUUUCUGUCAGAGAACUUGCAGAACAGCUCACCAGACUAGAUGCUGAUCUCUUUGUGAGGGUGGUGCCUUUUCAGUGUCUUGGAUGUGUGUGGUCUCAAAGAGAUAAGAAUGAAAAUCUCUCGCCCACCAUCCACGCCACCAUCGCCCAGUUCAACACCAUUAUCAACAGAGUCAUAAGCUCACUGCUUUGCCCUGUCACCUUUUCUUCCACACUGUCAUCCACUUCUGCUCAGAGAGCUAGAAUCAUUGAGAAGUGGAUACAGGUUGCACAGGAGUGCAGGCAACUGAAGAACUUUUCGUCCCUAAAGGCCAUUUUAUCUGCACUCCAGUCCAACCCGGUUUACAGGCUCAAAAAGACCUGGGCUGCAGUGAGCAGAGAAAGCAUAAACACUUUUGAGAACCUGUGUGAAACCUUUCCAGAUGCAAACUGUGUCCUGACAAGUCGAGAAAUCCUUCUGGAGGUGGGGAGCCUGGCUGUGGAUAAUAUUUCAGCCAAGACAUCCAAAGACUGCCCCAUAUUCAAACAGAUGAGCACAAACACCGGUGUCGUGCCUUACCUUGGAACAUUCCUUUCUGUACUCACCAUGCUGGAUACGGCACUUCCAGAUACUGUUGAGGUUACCUACAUAAACUUUGAGAAGAGGAGGAGGGAAUAUGAGGUUCUGUGGCAGAUCCGACAGCUGCAGGCAUCCUGCUCAAACUAUGCACUAGCUCACCAUCCCCAUAUUGACGCCUGGCUGCAACAUCACAGGCUUCUCACAGAACAGGAGAGUGAUGAGUUGUCCAAACAGCUGGAGCCACCGGUCGACUCUUGUUCACCAUCCAGCAGUGGAGCCUGGACUCACCGUGCGCUAACCAGAAAACUUACAUCACUCUUGGGUGUGAGUGAGGGCUCCAAAAAGAACGCCGACCAGAUCAGUGUCACAUCUUCUGGGUCCAGCAGCUCUGAAAUGGAUGAUACUUCCACCAGUAUGUCAUCUCCUUUUGAAGCACAGUCCCUCUCAAGCUCCUGUCAAAACAUGGCUGACACCAUUUCCUCCUCUUCCUCCACCGGCUCCUCUGGAUACACCUCCAGCUCCCAGACUGACCUCAUUUUUCCUCCACCAUCUUCUUUCUCAACUCCGUCCAAGCCCGGCCAUAAGCGCUCGGUCUCCAUGACCUCUCUGCCCCUGUACAAUAGGCAGGUGGCAGACUCCUGCAUCAUCAGGGUCAGCAUAGAGGGUGACGACAAAGGCAACAUGUACAAAAGCAUUCUGCUUACGAGUCAGGAUAAGACAGCACACGUGAUCGAGCGAGCUCUGCAGAAACACAACCUGGAGAACGCAAGUGUGCAGGAAUUCAGUCUUGUUCAGAUGCUGCCUCAAGACCGAGAGCUUGUGAUGCCAGACAAGGCCAAUGUUUACUACGCCAUGUCAACUUCAGCCAACUACGACUUUGUUUUACGCCGGUGUCCUAAAGGUCAGCGGAAGCAGCUGGCACGCUCUGUUUCAAUGUCAGCCGGCCGAUCAACGAAAUAACUGUGCAACUUUGACUCUGGAGAAAUGUGGACAUACUGAAAUGAAAGAACUAUUUCUUGGAAACUACACAAGAAUUUGAAAUCUCUAAUCAUUGUUCCAAAUGUGUAUAUUUAAAAUGUAUAUAGUAUAUGUAUAUUUAAUGUUAGCUAUUAGCUAUUCAAAUAAGAAUUUAAUAUAUAAACAAAUAUUACUAAUAUGAAAAUAUAAUCUACUGACUUUAGACUCUCUGAGACUUGGCAUUUGGUUUAGGCUGACGUCUCUUAACUACAAGAAGUAUAGUAUUAAUGUUCUAAUAUUUGUAUACUGUAUGCAGUGUGGCAUACAUUAAUACAUUUGCACAACCAUUUAAAAUCAUAUUUUUACAACACAUACUUUAGAUUCCCAAAACCUUAAGUAGAAAAAUAAUUACAUAUUACGACCUAACACACAACUGCACAAUUGCAAACACACACAUACUCAUUUUUCACCACACGCCACAACUAUCACCUCAUCGGUACAUACCUAAAAUACCAGCUUAUGUCAUCGAAAGGAUAUUGUGAGACUUCAUUAGUCACGUUUAACAUUCCAAACAGUGCAUUCAUAUGUGAUCACCUUAAAGUGAAAUUCACAAAUAUUACGUGCACAUAGCUCGAAUGCCAAAAUUCUGUUGCUCUGUUAACAAUUUCCCCUGAAACGAAAAACAAGUCUACACGUUGCUUACAGAAUGUAAACAUAUCAAGUCUGUAGUAUGUCUAAAAGGGGCAUCACAUAUUGCCUGAGCUCUUUGACCUAUCCCGAAUACAUAAAUCUCUAGCUAAAGUCUAGCUAGUGGUAGAACUAGGUGCACAAUAUGUAUCAUAAAAUGUAUCAAAACAAGGAAUAUGUAUUAGGAUAGUUAGUUUUGCUAAGCUUUUGAUGCUGUGUUUUAAAUGCUGAAAUGAUCUUAUGUGGAUGCACCCAUUUAGAUACUUUUGUUUACUGAUAAUAAUGAAUUCUGUUUAAAACCAUUUAACUAUGUCCCAACUCUAAAGCAAAAAUUCACAAGUUUACUAAAAUAUGCCAAAUCUAUACCACUAAAACAGUUAGAGAAGAAUUACACAUGUCCUGUUUGUGUUUCUCUUCUUGCCAGUCAUUAUAUAAACCGAAUAAAAUAUAA